Ixodes scapularis (black-legged tick) is the source of this 595-nucleotide messenger RNA. It is a transcript of the gene RpS13, whose product is annotated as 40S ribosomal protein S13. Gene Ontology annotation, cellular component: ribosome; cytosolic small ribosomal subunit; nucleolus. Gene Ontology annotation, biological process: translation. The coding region runs from base 113 to 568 and encodes 151 amino acids. NCBI's taxonomy places the organism in Eukaryota, Metazoa, Arthropoda, Arachnida, Ixodida, Ixodidae. The record is from RefSeq and is a predicted model, not a curated record. Gene Ontology annotation, molecular function: structural constituent of ribosome; small ribosomal subunit rRNA binding. The transcript is spliced from 3 exons.
UUACAAAUUUGGACAACAAACGUCUCGCGGUCUGGCAACUCAUUUCCUUUUCAUUCCCUCUGUUGAGGAAGCCGCCACGCGUGGACUGAAGUAGCCCCCCCAAGCAGCCAAGAUGGGUCGUAUGCACUGCAGCGGGAAGGGUAUUUCCCAGUCGGCUCUGCCAUACAGGCGCAGCGUGCCAACCUGGCUGAAGCUGUCGCCGGAGGACGUCAAGGAGCACAUCUACAAGCUGGCCAAGAAGGGUCUGACCCCUUCCCAAAUUGGCGUCAUCCUCAGGGACUCCCACGGAGUGGCUCAGGUGCGCUGGGUGACGGGCAACAAGAUCCUGCGCAUCCUGAAGGGCAAGGGUCUGGCCCCGGCCCUGCCCGAGGACCUGUACUCGCUUAUCAAGAAGGCGGUGGCCAUCCGCAAGCACCUGGAGCGCAACCGCAAGGACCGGGACUCCAAGUUCCGGCUCAUCCUGGUCGAGAGCAGGAUCCACCGGCUGGUGCGCUACUACAAGGCCAAGCGCAUCCUGGCUCCAUCCUGGAGGUACGAGUCGUCCACAGCCUCCGCCUUGGUCGCCUGAGAUGAUUAAAUACUGUUCUCACACACA